Molecule: messenger RNA, 1593 nt
Organism: Ochotona curzoniae (black-lipped pika)
Lineage: Eukaryota; Metazoa; Chordata; Mammalia; Lagomorpha; Ochotonidae
Gene: GAS8
Product: growth arrest specific 8
Exons: 11
Coding region: 23-1459 (478 amino acids)
Biological process (GO): flagellated sperm motility
Cellular component (GO): Golgi apparatus; microtubule; motile cilium
Molecular function (GO): small GTPase binding; microtubule binding
Source: RefSeq, a predicted model, not a curated record
GCGCGGCCUGUCCGCCGGCGCCAUGGCUCCCAAAAAGAGAGGGAAGAAAGGCAAAGGCAAAGGCACCCCGAUUGUGGAUGGGCUCGCCCCAGAGGACAUGAGCAAGGAGCAGGUGGAGGAACACAUCAGCCGCAUCCGGGAGGAGCUGGACCGGGAGCGAGAGGAGCGCAACUACUUCCAGCUGGAGCGAGACAAGAUCCACACCUUCUGGGAGAUCACACGGAGGCAGCUGGAGGAGAAGAAGGCUGAGCUGCGGAACAAAGACAGGGAGAUGGAGGAGGCUGAGGAGAGACAUCAGGUGGAGAUCAAGGUGUACAAGCAGAAGGUGAAGCAUCUGCUGUACGAGCACCAGAACAACCUGACUGAGAUGAAGGCCGAGGGCACCGUGGUCAUGAAGCUGGCCCAGAAGGAGCACCGCACACAGGAGGGCGCACUGCGCAAGGACAUGCGGGCACUGAAGGUGGAGCUCAGAGAGCAGGAGCUGGCCAGUGAGGUGGCGGUGAAGAAUCUGCGGCUGAAACACACUGAGGAGAUUACCAAGAUGAGGAACGACUUUGAGAGGCAAGUUCGAGAAAUCGAGUCCAAGUAUGAUAAGAAGAUGAAGAUGCUGCGGGAUGAGCUCGACCUGAGGAGAAAGACUGAGAUCCACGAGGUGGAGGAGAGGAAGAACAGCCAAAUUAAUACGCUGAUGCAGCGCCACGAAGAGGCCUUCACUGACAUCAAGAACUAUUACAAUGACAUCACCCUGAACAACCUGGCCCUCAUCAACUCCCUGAAGGAGCAAAUGGAGGACAUGCGGAAGAAGGAAGAGCAUCUGGAGAGGGAGAUGGCAGAGGUGUCUGUGCAGAACAAGCGUCUGGCAGACCCUCUGCAAAAGGCUCGGGAUGAGAUGCGUGAGAUGCAGAAGCAGCUUGGGAACUAUGAGAGGGACAAGCAGAUCCUGGUGUGCACAAAAGCACGUUUGAAAGUUACUGAGAAAGAGUUGAAAGACCUGCAGUGGGAACAUGAAGUGCUGGAGCAGCGGUUCCUGAAGGUACAACAAGAGCGAGAUGAGCUCUACCACAAGUUCACUGCAGCCAUCCAAGAGGUGCAGCAGAAGACGGGCUUCAAGAACCUGGUGCUGGAGCGCAAGCUGCAGGCCCUGAAUGCCGCCGUGGAGAAGAGGGAGGUGCAGUUCAACGAGGUGCUGGCAGCCUCCAACCUGGACCCUGCAACCCUGACACUCGUGUCCCGCAAACUUGAGGAUGUUCUGGAAUCGAAGAACAGCACCAUCAAGGACCUGCAGUAUGAGCUGGCUCGGGUCUGCAAGGCUCACAACGACUUGCUGCGCACAUACGAGGCCAAACUGCUGGCCUUUGGGAUCCCCCUGGACAGCGUGGGCUUCAAGCCCCUGGAGACAGCUGUGAUUGGACAGACGUUGGGCCAAGGCCCUGCAGGACUCGUGGGCUCGCCGACCUAGCUGCCUUGCCCAAGGCCCUCCAUCGCUCUCUUUUCUACUGUGUGCCGGCCUGCACAUGAUCGUCCCAGUCCUAAUCUCCACUGUGAAGCUAGCUUCGGUCUGGGUUUUCAGCAGCCGAUGAAGAUUUUCCACAU